Astyanax mexicanus (Mexican tetra) is the source of this 2003-nucleotide messenger RNA. It is a transcript of the gene tmem265, whose product is annotated as transmembrane protein 265. The record is from RefSeq and is a predicted model, not a curated record. The transcript has 2 exons. The coding region runs from base 571 to 1620 and encodes 349 amino acids. Lineage: Eukaryota; Metazoa; Chordata; Actinopteri; Characiformes; Acestrorhamphidae.
UGCCUACAAAUCACACACUGCAAUCAGAAACUCUGUGAGGCGGCGUGCUCUCUCUCUUCAGUUUUCCUCUCGUUUCCCCUCGGCUGAAGUGUUUACGGAGCACCGGCUCGUCGAGUGAAGCAACUUCCAGAGGGGAGCCGCUGCGUGCCGAGACCGCGCCGCACUUCUGCCCGACUUCUCCUGCGCUCAGCCCGGGCAGCGGGAGCAGAGCCGCGCCGCGCCGCCCGGAGAGAAGCUGGAGAAACAACGUGCGCCCUGAAAUUAAACAAAAACCCUCCGGCUUUCAUGUGAGGCCCCGGGAGAGCGCGUUUAUUCCCGGGAGAGUACGCAGAGGCAGGGAGAAGAUAUCUCCGCCGUUUUCCGCCCUCAGCCUGUCUGGAAGCUGGAGCGAGUUGUUUUAUUGGACAAUGUAGCUAUUGAGCUUCCAGCAGCCUAAAUAAAUGGCUUCUUUGGGUUUAGCGGUAUGUGGUAAUGCUGAGGUGCAGCGACCGCAGCGCUUUAUCGAGACCACUGGAGGAUUUUGGACGCAUGCGACUGAAAGCCCGGGAUCUGAACCGAUCAACUUGAGGCAUGUUGCCCUCGCCCCAGGUGUGCGUGUCUACCCUGGUGACUGUGAGCACAAUGGCAGUGGUUGACCUCUACCUGCUGGAGCAGAGCAUGCUGGGGCCUCGGGGUGGCGGGAGGCCAGCGGUGUGGCCGUGUGUUGCGGUCGCUUUGGGAGACCUGUGCUUCUUGCUGGCGCUGCGCUUCGUGUCGGCUGGCGUGGUCCAGGAGGCGCGGUCGCCUCGCCGUGGCUUUGCCAACGCUCUCUGGUUCCUAUUCCUGUCCUUGCUACAGCUGAAGCUCUUCUUCGUGUGCCAGAACUACAGGCAGGAACGGCGUCCCCCUGAUCCGCUGGCUCGUAAGACCCUCACGCUGCUGCUUUCUGUAUGCCUGCCCUCGCUGUUCCUUAUCUUGACUGGUGCGGACCACAUGACUCCAUUGCGCAGGAAGCAGGAGGUGAGGAGUCGGCUGCUGUGGGUGGUGGUGGACCUGCUGGACGUUCUGGAUCUACAGGCCGGGCUGUGGGAGGCUCAGAGCAGUGUGGGAGUUCCUCUAUGGGUGGACGGCAUCGUGUUCUUUUACUGUUACGUGCUGCUGCUCCUGCUGCCCUGCGUUUCGCUCACAGAGCUGGGGGCGGCGGCAUUGCCAGGCCUGAGGGGACCUAGGAGGGAGGCUGUCUAUCCCUGGCUCAGUCUUAUCACCAUUAAUAUCUUCACCCUGGCCCUCAGGGGGGUGGGAAUGCUGUGGUACAGGGACCCAAGGGUGUCCACAGUGUUCCUUGGGAAGAACCUGCUGGCUCUGGCCGUGAAGCUCAGUUCUGCCUGGGAGAGACACAGGCAGGGGGAGGGAAGGGGGCAGGGUGCAGGAACAGACGCAGCAGCAGCGAGUAGCCAGAGUGUGGGAGCAGCUGUGGAGCAAGGAGAAGAACAAGGACAAGGGCGAACAUCUCCGGUACCGCAGUCAUCACGGUACCACUCGCUCUCACGCACUCACGGACACGGACACACUCUCUCACAUGUGAGUCUGAACGCUGCCGAGACUUCCCUGGGACCCGCCUACAUUUCCCACGAGCUCUAGGCAGAAAGAGCGAUAAGCGUCCCUCCAUCAGAUGCUGAGGUUCAACAGCAGCAGCAGCAGCAACUGCGAUAGCGUCGAUUGGGCUGCCGAGGGGCGUUCCUGCAGACCAUUCAUGUGAUUUGGCCAAGGAGUAACUCAUCUUGUUAGCACACUCUGUACAAAUGAGGGUUGGUUCUGUGUGAUUCACUGUUGUGUAUGAAGAAAUAAAUGGGGUUCAGCUGAGAGAUAAAGUAAAGUAAUUAAUCAAGUGCCUUCUUUUACGACAACGAUUAAAACUGAGGUUGUUUCUCUCAAUCCCUUUCAUCAUGAAUUUUAACCUGUACCGUGUACUGUGAAGCAUGACCUCCAUUAGUACUUCUCUCUGUAAUAAAAUGUUUGUUAGA